Molecule: messenger RNA, 510 nt
Organism: Cooperia oncophora
Lineage: Eukaryota; Metazoa; Nematoda; Chromadorea; Rhabditida; Trichostrongylidae
Source: the annotation of a GenBank genome assembly
AUGUCAAAUAUGCUUUAUGCGUGCUCCAUUCUGUACCGGACAAAACUUCCUUUCAUUGUUGCGUUUAAUAAGGCGGAUAUAGUCUCACCUGCAUUCGCAAGAAGUUGGAUGCGGGAUUUCGAGCGUUUCGAUCAAGCUCUGGAAGAGAAUCGAAGCUCUUACAUGAACGAUCUCAGCCGCUCAUUGUCUCUGGUGUUGGAGGAAUUUUAUUCAGAUCUCAAGACAGUUUCGAUUUCUUCGGCAACUGGUGAGGGCAUGGACGAGUUUAUGAAAGCGGUUGGCGAAUGCGUGGAGCAAUAUAAGAAUGAAUACGUCCCGAUGUACAUCCGUGUUUUAGCGGAGAAAUCUAAAUUGGACGAGCAAGAGAAGCAAAGAAAGUUGAGUGAGGUUUCCGAGAAAAUGGAGGUGUUGAGCGUACACCCUACGUUAGACCCGCCAAUCAGAGAACGUAUUCAUCUUGGAGGUGUGGAGCAAGAAAAUGCUGAAGAUGCCAAUGUUCUUCGUGGGUAG